This is a messenger RNA of Blumeria graminis f. sp. triticale, 2109 nucleotides long. Lineage: Eukaryota; Fungi; Ascomycota; Leotiomycetes; Helotiales; Erysiphaceae. The record is from the annotation of a GenBank genome assembly.
AUGCUAUCACUAUCGCAAGCGGCCGCCUCCAGAAAUUCAUCCAGGCCAAUACACCCAUCAAUUCACCUCUAUCAAUUUAAUAUUCUCUCAAUGGCCAGAUUACCCACGAUUAAAAAGCGUAAGUUUAACAAUUCGCGCGAUGCGGGAAAUUUCACUGAGACCUCGCGUGCUACGUCUCGUCAAAAAACCGCAUCAACGCAGUCUAGUAAAUGGGAUGUCGAGCAAGAUUAUGAGAUAAAACCACGGAAAAGAAAAAAAGGAAACGAAAAUACAAGGCUCCCAACUAAAAAUAGCGAUGGCGUUAUUCAACCUGCACCAGACCUUGACGAGGAAGAUGAAUCCGAAAGUGAAAUAGAAUUGUCGGGGGUCAACGAAACAACUUUGAAAUCUGAUGAUACUCCAGACAAGCCUGUAGUCUCCUACAAACAACAGAUUAUAGAUGCCCAAGAGGAGCUUGCCAAAAUUGCCAUCCUGCUCAGAGAAAAUGAUCCAGAGGAGCACGUUGGAGCUCUCAAAACAUUGGCGCAAUUCGCAAAAUCACCCAAUAUCACUAUUAAAAAAUACGCCCUAAUGACCCAACUAAAAAUUUACAAGGAUUUAAUACCUGGAUAUCGGAUCCGACAGUUAUCUGAAGAAGACAUGAAAACCAAGGUGGGCAAAGAAGUUAAGAGACUUCGAGCAUAUGAACAAGGGCUAGUUGGAGGCUACUAUCGCUACAUUCAGGACCUCUCAAAAUUAGCUCACAAUGGUGGAGGCGGUAAAACUGGGGGAGAAAACCCAAGUCUCUGCUCGGUCGCCAUAUCGUGUGCUUGUGCCUUACUGAUUGCAGUUCCUCACUUUAAUUUUCGGGGAGAGCUUUUGAAAAUUAUAGUUAAAGUUUUGAGUUCACGAAAAAUUGAUGCGGAUUUUAUAAAGUGUAGGCAAACAAUUGAAACCUUAUUCCGUGAGGAUGAAGAUGGGAAUGCUUCCCUAGAUGCAGUAAUUCUUCUGACAAAGAUGAUGAAAGGCAGAGGAUUUCAUAUUGACGAGAGUGUCCUCAAUACUUUUCUGCAUUUAAGACUCCUUACCGAAUUUUCUGGUAAAGCCUCGACUAAUUCCAUUGAUCGAGAGGAAAAGGACAAGACCUAUGGGAAGAAAUUAAAAGAGAAGAGAGUAUUUCGAACCAAGAAGGAGAGAAAGCUAAUGAAAGAACGAGAGGCUGUCGAAAAAGAAAUGAAAGUUUCAGAAGCUAUCGUCAGCCAUGAAGAGAGAGAUCAUCACCAAGCAGAGAUUCUUAAAAAAGUUUUUGUGACAUAUUUUCAAAUCCUAAAAACACGAUCCCCAAAUCUCAUGGGAGCUGUGCUCGAAGGACUUGCCAGCCAUGCUCACCUUAUCAAUCAAGAAUUUUUUGGAGACAUACUCGAGGCAUUGAAAGACCUAAUACGCCUAUCAGACACUCAAUCACAUUUUGAAACGGAAGAAAAAGCCGAAGAACCAGUGAAAAAUCACACUCGGGAAGCCCUUCUAUGUAUAGUGACAGCAUUGACACUCCUUGAAGGGCAAGAUGCUGCCAAGGCUCAAACAUCACUGUGUCUUGAUUUAAGUUUCUUUGUCAACCACCUCUAUAGAACGCUCACUGCCCUUUCCUUAAACCCCAACAUCGAGCUUAGCACCAAAUCAUUGCAUCUCAGUGACCCAAGCGAUGCCAUGUCGCCCUCAACGACCGUCAAUAACAAAAUAAAUAUUCAAACUACAAUGGUUCUACUCCUCCGAUCUAUUUCUUCUGUACUUACUCCAACGCUAGCGGCUCGGGCUGUACCUCCGCUUCGAAUAGCAGCCUUCACCAAGCAACUCUUGACAUCUUCUCUGCAUAUACCGGAGAACUCAUGCAUUGCCUUGAUUAGCUUCAUGGAAAAGCUAACUAAAAUUCAACAGAAAAAAAUUGCGCCCCUUUGGAACACUGAGGACAGGAGAGGGGAUGGGGUAUUCAACGCAUUAUGUGGCGAAGCAGAGGCUAGUAAUCCUUUCGCUACCACAAUAUGGGAAGGCGAAUUGUUGAGAAAACACUUCUCGCCUGGUGUAAGAGAUAGGGUUAAGACGAUGGAAAAAAAUAUACUAGGAUUGAGGUAG